CCCUCCUCGUCCUCUACACUCCCUCUCUCCUCUCCUCUCCUCUCCUCUCCUCUCUCACCCCAAUCCUCUCUCCCAUCUCUCUCUCUCUCUCUCUCUCUCUCCACAUUACUAUGGGUUUCACAGCAUCAGACAAGCCGCUAAAGUUCCUGAUCUAUGGCCGCACCGGCUGGAUAGGUGGGCUACUCGGCAAGCUCUGUGACUCCCAAGGAAUCGACUAUGUCUACGGCUCGGGCCGACUAGAGAACCGAACCUCCCUCCAAGCCGACCUCGACUCCGUCAACCCGACCCACGUCUUCAACGCAGCCGGGGUCACCGGCCGACCCAACGUCGACUGGUGCGAGUCCCACAAGGUCGAGACCAUCCGCACUAAUGUCGUCGGAACCCUAACCCUAGCUGAUCUCUGCCGGACCAAAGGCCUCGUUCUCAUCAACUACGCCACUGGCUGUAUCUUCGAGUAUGACUCGGAGCAUCAGCUCGGGUCGGGUGUCGGGUUUAAGGAGGAGGAUAUUCCCAAUUUUAUUGGAUCCUUCUAUUCCAAGACCAAGGCUAUGGUGGAAGAGUUACUGAAGAAUUAUGAGAAUGUGUGUACGCUACGUGUCAGAAUGCCAAUCUCGUCCGAUUUAUCCAAUCCCCGGAAUUUCAUCACAAAGAUCACUCGUUAUGAGAAGGUUGUUAACAUUCCAAAUUCCAUGACAAUCUUGGAUGAACUCCUCCCCAUUUCCAUUGAGAUGGCAAAGAGAAACCUCACCGGGAUAUGGAACUUCACAAACCCCGGAGUGGUAAGCCACAAUGAGAUUCUAGAGAUGUACCGGGAUUACAUUGACCCCAACUUCACAUGGAAGAACUUCAAUCUUGAGGAACAGGCAAAGGUGAUCGUCGCCCCAAGGAGCAACAAUGAGCUUGAUGCGUCAAAACUGAAGAAGGAAUUCCCCGAACUGUUGUCCAUUAAGGAAUCGCUCAUCAAGUACGUGUUCAAGCCUAACCAGGAGACUUUUGUCAAAUAAAACUUGGAGGUUUUGAGUUUUUAAUUAUUAUUAAUAGUAUUAUUUAAAUUUAAUUCAUGUGGGGUUGGUGUGAUCUCUACAUCAUAUGGGAUCCUCUUUCUUCGUGACAUGCUUGGUUGCGUCUUUAGUAUUCGAAUGUUGUACUUGUAUUUGUAUUACCAUGAUUAUGAAUAAAUUAAUUGGAAGUGAUUUCUUUAAUUGUUGUCA
This is a messenger RNA of Camellia sinensis, 1211 nucleotides long. Its product is annotated as bifunctional dTDP-4-dehydrorhamnose 3,5-epimerase/dTDP-4-dehydrorhamnose reductase. Gene Ontology annotation, biological process: S-adenosylmethionine biosynthetic process. Gene Ontology annotation, molecular function: methionine adenosyltransferase regulator activity. The record is from RefSeq and is a predicted model, not a curated record. Gene Ontology annotation, cellular component: methionine adenosyltransferase complex. Lineage: Eukaryota; Viridiplantae; Streptophyta; Magnoliopsida; Ericales; Theaceae.